Messenger RNA from Stylonychia lemnae, 1308 nucleotides. Lineage: Eukaryota; Ciliophora; Spirotrichea; Sporadotrichida; Oxytrichidae. The record is from the annotation of a GenBank genome assembly.
AUGGAGUAUCUUAAAGCCACCACUACUUUGCUCAUUACUGGAGCCAUCUCGUACUUUACCUAUGAGUAAAUCAGAUUAAACAAAGAGAAGAAAGAUAGUGAAGUAGUUUGCGAGAGAGUGUUCUAGGAACAAGUUAUUGAUGCUUUCCCUGUUGUGAAACUUAAAUAUCAAAAGUAUAAAUCGAUGAGAGAUGAGGGCAAGCAAGUAAAGAAUUCUACUGAGUUGAGAGAAAAGUUGUUUUAGCAAAUAACUGUAGAUCUAGUUGAUGAAUUGUGUUCAAGACACAAAAUCACUUCCUAGAGAUAUAAUGAAUGGUACAAUGACGCAAAGAAUGAGUAAGCAAAGAACUUCUCUUCAAGAUUGGAAGAAGCUGCACUUGAAUUGCAAAAUCUUGAUGAAUCACCAAAGGCUAUCGAGUAUGAUAUUAAAGAGUAACUAAAGAGAAAGGAAGUAGCGUCAUUGGCUUUUAGAGUAUUUUGUGACUUUUAAAAGUAUAGAGUCUAAGAUGUUUUAGUGCAUAGUCUAGACUAUUUGAAAUCGCAGACUGAUAAAUACACAUUGUUACACCAAAUAAUAGAUGAUGAGAAGUAGUGGGGUGAGGUAUUCAAGGCUAUGAAUAUUGAACUUAAUGAGGGAGAGUCAGCUCAACUGGAGUUCAGAAAAGCAUACUAUAAAUUCAAAUUUGAUAGAUCAUGGAACAGUGAAAUUCAAAAGAUUGAAAAUGAACAUUACACAAUAAUGGGUGCACUUAUUGAAUUCACAAAAGAGAUUGCUGGAUAGAAAAGAUUUAGUGUUAAUCCACUUGGAUUAUCUCUUAGUUCAACUGAAUAUCAAGUUUAACUCUUUGAGCUCCCAAUGAUUGCAGAUCUCAGUGAAGAGCUAUAGCACAUGCUCUAGCAGAGCUUUAGAAUAAAAUUCGGCAGGAAAGCUACCUCUAUUGAAAUUAAGCAUCAAAGACUAUUGGAUCAGAUUUAAGCAAUCGUUAAUAGAAAUACUUACAAAAACAUUAACAGUAAUAAUGUCACACCUAGUGCUGGGGGCCAGAGUGUUAAUAGUGGAAGUAAUACUAAUAAAAAUUUAAGAAAUUUACUUGGACAAUCAAUCGUAAGCAGAGUUAGGGGUACUGAGUAAAGCUCGGAUAUUAAUCAAAGCUUUUCUGGUACAACAAACACAAGAAGAAGAGCUAGAUAGAAUGCCAAGCAAAAUCUUGAUGAGUCUUAAGCUCUAGAUCAGAGUGUAAAUCAAUCCUAGAGUGAUAUACUUGACUAAAGCAAAGUUGAUAUUUCAUAGAUUGAAGCUGAGCAAUGA